This is a messenger RNA of Closterium sp. NIES-65, 3972 nucleotides long. The record is from the annotation of a GenBank genome assembly. Lineage: Eukaryota; Viridiplantae; Streptophyta; Zygnematophyceae; Desmidiales; Closteriaceae.
AUGUCCGCCUUUGCAGAUGGGACGGCAGGCCAACGUGCUCGUGGUGGCGGAAAGCGCAACGGCGGCAGGGCUGCCGCGGCCAAGGGCAGUCCCUCGGGCAGGCAGUCGCAGGAUGCGGAUGGGGGCGACGAGGGGGAUCAUGCCGAGCCGGUCACUACCCGUGGUGGCGGAAAGCGCAACGGCGGCAGGGCUGCCGCGGCUAAGGCCGAUCCCUCGGGCAGGCCGGCGCAGGAUGCGGAUGGAGGCGACGAGGGGGAUCAUGCCGGGCCGGAAGCUCGUGGUGGCGGAAAGCGCAUCGGCGGCAGGGCUGCCGCGACCAAGGGCGGUCCCUCGGGCUCGCAGGAUGCGGAUGGUGGCGACGAGAAGGAUCAUCCCGAGCCGGAAGCUCGUGGUGGCGGCAUGCGCAACGGCGGCAGGGCUGCCGCGGCUAAGGGCGGUCCCUCGGGCAGGCAGACGCAGGAUGCGGAUGGUGGCGACGAGAAGGAUCAUGCCGAGCCGGAAGCUCGUGGUGGCGGCAUGCGCAACGGCGGCAGGGCUGCCGCGGCUAAGGCCGAUCCCUCGGGCAGGCCGUCGCAGGAUGCGGAUGGAGGCGACGAGGGGGAUCAUGCCGAGCCAGAAGCUCGUGGUGGCGGCAUGCGCAACGGCGGUAGGGCUGCCGCGGCCAAGGGCGGUCCCUCGGGCUCGCAGGAUGCGGAUGGUGGCGACGAGAAGGAUCAUGCCGAGCCGGAAGCUCGUGGUGGCGGCAUGCGCAACGGCGGCAGGGCUGCCGCGGCUAAGGGCGGUCCCUCGGGCAGGCACUCGCAGGAUGCGGAUGGUGGCGACGAGAAGGAUCAUGCCGUGCCUGCAUGCCGUGGCGUUAACGAUCAUGAUGAGGACGAGCCAGCAGCAGUGACUGAUGGGAAAGGUGGACGUGAAGCUGUGAUUCCGUACCAACGGCGCAAGGCUGUGGAUCCGGGCAGUUGCGACCAUAAGGCGAGACAAGCUCGGCACGGCCCCAAUGUGCACGUUUCGAGCUCGUCUGGUUCCGAGGAAGAUUCGAGCGACAGUGAGUCGAGCAGCUCAUCCGGGAGUGAGGAGGUAUACGAGGACGAGGAUGAGGAGGAGGAGGACGAGGAUGAUGAGGAGUUGGAGCCGGAGAGCGAGGAUGGGGAGGAGGCUCGGCCUUUGAAGAGGAGGAGUGUGCGGAAGCUCAAGAAGGGCAACGCUAAGCAAAAAUCGGAGAGGGGACGGGUGAAGAGCUGUAAACAGAGUGUGCGUCGUGCCAAACCACAUGGCAAGCGCCAGAGACCUCGAUUCGAAGCUAAAAUUGUGGGUGUUCGUAGCAAGGCGAAGCGGGAGUUGAAUUUUUACGAGUCCAUGGGGAUACGAUGUACAUCAAGCUCUCAUGAUCGGCAAGCCGCGGACCCGUACGCUGCGUUACGCGAUCCGAUGGGUUCGGCUGGGAAGGGAGAUCCGAUGGCUUGGGGGUCAGCGCGGUUCGGCACGGAAGCGACGGACCCGCCCCCCAACCAUAUGGGGGGUCGCGCGGUUCAUGUGAAAAACGAGGGGGCAACGAAGCGGCACGAACCCUCGGCAGCUGCAGCAGCGAAUGACGGUGUGGGAGGAGGUGUGUGGGCGAAUGCCUUGGGUGAAUGUGGCGGCGGUGUGGAAGGCUCCAUGUGGGAUGUACGGGAGAGCAAGGGAGAAGGGGGGGACGAGAAAAUGGAUCCGGCGACUAAGGAGGGGAGGGGAGAGAGCAUGGGCACACCUGGCGCAUCCAGUCGGCCGGAUGUGGCUGGCGGCAGGACUGUGGAGCAGCUCAUGCGAGAGCUUGCCCAGCGGGAUCGCGAAAUCGCUGCACUCAAGGCAAGGCCAGGAUCAGAAGGACCUGUCAAGCCCUGCACCCCUCCAUCUAGGCCUCCUCCUCUAGCAUCUCUGUCAAGCGGCCCAUCUGUAGGGGGCCUCGAUCCAGGCGUGGCGCCAGAAAGCCCAGCGACGGUAGACGUACCGGUCCGUCGAACGCGUGGGAUGCCCACACCCAAGCUGCUGAAGUUAUCCAUCCUCCAUUGGCCCCUCUCUUCCAUCCCUUCCCACCCUAAACCAGAGCCCCUGUUCAUGGUGCUGGUGCUGGUGUGGGUGGCACGCGGCGCAAGGAUAGCUCAUUGUAGCAGUUAUCCUUCUUAUCCCUCCCCCCUCUCUCCCAUCCCUCGCCUAGCUCUUCCAGAGCCCCUGUUCCUGGUGCUGGUGGUGGUGUGGGUGUCAUGCGGCGGAGGGAUAGCUAAGAAUAGCAGUUAUCCUUCAUCUCACUUCCCUCUCUCUCCCAUCCCUCCCCUCCCUCUGCGAGAGCCCCUGUUGAUGGUGCUGGGGGUGGUGUGGGUGUCAUGCGGCGGAGGGAUAGCUAAGCAUAGCAAGCUCAUGUUCAUGGUGCUGGUGGUGGGGUGGGUGUCAUGCGGCGGAGUGAUCGUAAAUCGCAGCAGUUAUCCUUCCCAUCCCUCCCCCCUCUCUCCCAUCCCUCCCCUCCCUCUGCGAGAGCCCAUGUUCAUGGUGCUGGGGGUGGUGUGGGUGUCAUGCGGCGGAGGGAUAGCUAAGCAUAGCAGUCAUCCUUCAUCUCACUCCCCUCUCUCUCCCAUCCCUCCCCUCCCUCUGCGAGAGCCCAUGUUCAUGGUGCUGGGGGUGGUGUGGGUGUCAUGCGGCGGAGGGAUAGCUAAGCAUAGCACCCAUGUUCAUGGUGCUGUUGUUGGUAUGGGAGCCAUGCGGCACAGUGAUGGCAACAGCCCUCUCUCUCAACCUCUGAAUUCCGCCCUUCAUUCGGAGGCAUCACUCAAUUUUACGUUUCCAAUCCACCCGUCCGUCAUAGCUCUCCCCUUCCCUCCCGCCAUCCCGUUCUCUCCCUCCCUCCAUUUCUCUUCAGCCCUCCCCUUCUAUCCCGCCCUCCAUGUCUCUCCUGCCCUCCCCCUCUCUCCUGCCCUCCCCCUCUCCCCUGCCCUCCCCUUCUCUCCUGCCCUCCCCUUCUCUCCCGCCCUUCCCUGCUCUACUGCCCUCCAGCCAACCCUCCAUUCAUUCUAUACCGCCCUCCACUUCGUCCAUACCCUUUGGACAACCCCUAACCAUGUCGUGCAUGAUCUUCGUCCCCGCCUUGUCCUGCGUGCGCGCAAGAGGGAAUCAGCGGGUCAGCUCGUGGGGAAACAGCAGAGACGGGCUCCCGUUUGCCAACGGUCGGGCUUGGCAAAGGUUAAGAAGACCGACUGGAACGUCUCGAACUCCCACCGCAAGAACACCGAGUGGAUGACGGGUUUGCACCGAAAUGUGCGGUGGAUUAUCAAGGACCACUUCACACGCCACACCCCCGUGUACAACACAGUCGUGCAGGGCUUCAAGUGGGGCGACCGUGGCCUGUAUGUUCACGAGUCAGGAUUUGAGGCGUUCAAGGGGACGGCCGCGCCUGACGAGGAGAAGAAGGACUUGAAGGAGGAAGAGCAGGAGGUUUACGACGCGGAGGACUUGAAGACGGAUGACGAGGAGGAUGACGAGGAUCAGGAGGAGGAGGAGGAGGAGGAGGAGGAGGAGGAGGAGGAGGAGGAGGAGGAGGAGGAGGAGGAGGAGGAGGAGGAGGAGGAUGAGGAGGAGGAGGAACAUCGGGUGGCCCCAUGCCCGCUCCCUAUGUGGUCACUGCGCCCUCCGCCUCUCCUCAAACAACGCCGCCGUCGCUGUAGCCUCCUCCCCCGCCCCGCGUCCCGCAACAACUUCUCCGAGCAAGGGGAGGGCGAGAGGGCACGGGCACGGGAGGUGGCGACCACGGCGAAGAGAAGUGGGGGCGAGAGGGCACGGCGGUGGCUGAUGGACGAGCUGGGGGCGCUGGGCGUGGACAGCGGGGAAGAGAAGUGGGGGAGGCGGGGAGUGGGGGUGGGUGAGGUCCGUUCUGUGAGAAUGAUGGGGAGGGGGAAGGGGAGAGCGCAAUGGAGAAGGGUGCGUGGGGCCGGUGUGCACGAGUGA